UAUUGUCCGGAUAACGUCAUUAGUCACUGCACGAAUGUAAUUUUAAGUCCUUGUUAAUACUUUUAUGGGGAGGGGGGUAUUUGUUUUUUGAUGCGAACAAAUUGCCUGUUUAAGCUAACAAAUUGACAAUGAAUUACAAUAGUAUACGGGAACAACAGAAGCCACCAAAAGAAGACUUGGCUCUUGUAAAAUUCGAUACUUAUGAAGACUACUUGGAUUCAUUAUACGAUGAAAAAGAUAUUUGCUAUUUGCCUGAUAGAGAGACAUGUAGACAGAUUGCAGAAUAUGGAUUUAAAAGAAACAGCUCAACUUACAAUAGGACAGAAUUCGCUAAAAAGCGAAAAAGAUGCGUAGACUACCUAACUGGAAUAGAAUUUAAUAAGAUGGUUAGUACGAAUUUCCGCGGUGGAGAUCCUGCUCAAGUGGCUUUGGCUAUCAGAGAACGUCCCAACAGGAUAGGACUUUUGUCCACUAUAAUUUAUUUAAGCAUAACUACAAAACUGGGUUAUGAAAUAUCUGGAUACAUCGAUUACUCACACAGUCUGUUUCAUAAAGACUGGCAUAGUUUCUUUACGAAAAAUGUGCCAAUUCAUCCUGAUAAACAUGAUCUGGGAUAUUAUGAUUGGAAAGGGGGUAUUACAACUACCAAAAGCUCACUGUACUUUAAGGCUUUAAUGUCAAAAACUAAAGGUCUUAUGUUCCAGCACAAAUUCGACCGAACCCUUAUUAUACCAGAUCCAAAUAGUGUAAAACUAAAUCAAGGCACUACAAGGAGUAAACAUAAAAGCAAGAUGUACAAUGUUUUUGUCCUAAUUGAUCAUAUUGUUAGAAGCAGAAAAUAAAUAUUCAUAAGAAACAAAAUAA
Messenger RNA from Anthonomus grandis grandis, 864 nucleotides. Its product is annotated as cilia- and flagella-associated protein 299-like. NCBI's taxonomy places the organism in Eukaryota, Metazoa, Arthropoda, Insecta, Coleoptera, Curculionidae. The transcript has 4 exons. The coding region runs from base 129 to 842 and encodes 237 amino acids. The record is from RefSeq and is a predicted model, not a curated record.